GUGAAACUGUAGAAGAAGACAGCCUACCAGGAAUUUUAAGCCAACGGAGCAGUUCUGCGGUUACUGCGAUAUGUGAAAAAUAUAUGAGAUGAUAAGCUUUAAAAAUAUGAAGUUACUGAUCUUUGUAAUAUCGCGGUAAUCAGUUGUUUUGAAGGUGGACCUCGCUUUAGGAAAUGCCUUUGUUCGUUCAAAAGAGAGAACUAGACCGCAUAAACGCGACAGCGGAACUGUUCGACAAAUACCCACAUUUACAGGAAAAUGCAAGAACAUUUCGCUCCAAGCCGCUUGUUGAUGUCGACCCAAAGUGCCUCUUGUACGUCCAACAGAGAGAAUUUGCUGCAACAACACCAGCAGACAACUGUGUUUCAGUAAUUGGAUCUGAUGAUGCUACUACCUGCCAUUUGGUUGUGCUGCGACACACUGGAAGUGGAGCCAUUUGCCUCGCUCACUGUGAUGGUUCCAGCACUUGGUCUGAAAUCCCACUCCUUGUGAAAGCUGUCACGUCAUUGAGUAACGUCAGUAAGGAGGGCAGACUUGAGCUCCAUCUUGUCGGGGGAUUUAACGAUGAGUCAAAGACAUCCCACAAACUCAGCCAUAGCAUUCUGGCAGCGUUUCAGAAACAGAAAGAGGAUAUUCAUUUGGAAACGUGUUGCAUCACAGAAAUGAAUGACAUUGUUGUUGAUGGAACUCAUAGACCAAUAGUAUAUGGAAUAGGUGUAAAUGUUAAAACGGGGGAGGUGUUCCCUUCCUCAUUCACUCAUAAGGGACCUGCAGAGGAGCUGCGAUCAGCACGGACCUUCACUGGGGGACAGAUGGCUGACAUAUAUGAUUCAAGUCGGGGUCUUGUAAAAAUCGGCCCCUGCAAGUGGUCUCCAAAUCUGGAUAUUGCCUUCUGGUUGUCACAGAAUGAUGACACGAUUUUAAAGUACCUGUCCACCUCUCCGAUGGCUGAGCCGCCGCACUUUGUCCAGCACAUGAAGUCCACCAUCCGGUUCCUUUUAGAGCACCCCAACUCCGAUAGCCUGUUUCCUGGGGGUCAGCCACAGCUCUACCGCAGGACUGAGACGGGGGACUGGGAGAGGGCUGUCUAGUCCUAGAGGCCUACUCUAAUUUUUCUCUGAACCUUAAUAUGGAAACUGACCGGUUUUGCCUCUCGGUUCGUUGGAUACACUGUGACCUUUCCACCUGCUGUCUGUUUUUUAAUUCCUUGUGUCUUAAGAAGAAGGUGACCCCAGAUUGGACCAUAUGUGUGCUGAAUGGCCUCAUCUGACUUAUCUGGCUGGUCCAGUGGAAAGAACAGAGGAAGAACAAGUGAUUCUGUUGAUGCCUGCUACAGUUAAUUUCCACUCUUAUGAUGAUGGUGUAAAGUCUGCCCCGUACACCUACUGCUCUGUUGCAGUAAGUCAAGGUCAAUGUCCUUCUGUUCUUGACUUUUUUGAUUUAAGGAUUGUUGUUUUACCGUAUGUUCACUUAUAAUAAGUUUGUAUGGUUUUUUUUUUUAGCGUAAGAACUACAAUCGCUAAACAUUUUCCAAAGUAGAAGUUCAGUUUACACUAGUACACACUGAAAAUCAACUGAAAUUUCAGAUUACUGUUGUCAAUUACUGUGUCCAGGAAGUGAACAGUGAACAGUUUGAAGGGCAAACAUUCAGCAGACGUGGAUGCUGUGAAUAGUAGAGGAUUACAUGAAUUGUAGAAUGAACUCAUUGUUUUCCAUUUAAAAGGUUGCUGUUCAGUGGUUGACAUUUCCCACACAUACACAUGCAUGAUUGCACCAACAGGGAUUGUAUUAUAACGUAACUGCCAAAAAAGACAAAGCCUGAAAUUUACAGGCCCUGAUUGAUCUUUACCUAAUCAAAAGUCUGACAGCAAAACAUUUUGGUAGGAAAUCAGUCUAAAAGCUUAUACUUUGGAAAUAUUAUAUGCGUGAUUUGUAGUUAGUAGGCUAAAGCAUGAGCAUAAAACACCUGUACCGCCCUUUAAAUAUAGCUUACCUGCUGGUAAGGAGUAAUUACAGUUGGGGAACUUGAUGCAAAAACAAUGAAAAAAUGAAUUCAUUUUGGCACUUUGUUUAAAACAGUACAGAGAAUACAAAUUGCUAAACUCUGCAUAGUUAAAGAGUUGGACAAAGUUUACUCUUCUUUACAAAUGCACCUUCCUGAUGAGAGUGGAAUAUAUUUCAUCACAUACUCUAGAUAAUGCUGUAUACUUGGCUAUGAAUGUGUUUGUUUUAGAAAAUUGCAUGUGUAGAUGUGUAUGGUAAACUUCUACAAAGGAUGAUGUGGAUUCUAUACAAACAUACACAAAAAUAUGAUUUUGCUUUUUUGAAACAUAAAACAACACCAUGCAACAUAUAAGGCCUUUUCAUCAAAUGUAUUAUUCAGAAGGUUGCAAGGUGCUUAAAGCAUGCGGUGCAACGUGUUGCAACUUGUCAACAUACUGUACUUGUUGCUAAAUAAAUGUAAAUGGUCAAACCUAGUUUGAAGUGAAUGGAGUUGGAAGUGAUUGGAAAGGGCAGGAAAAAUGAACUUUUGGAGUUCAGCACUUUUUUUUGGCCAAUUUUUUGGCUCAAUGCAAUCUGCGAACAAUUAUUGUCAUUAGUGUGUAUUACUUUCUAACACAUUAUACAUUAGAACCUGACUUAUAAAUUUGCAGAUAAAUUAAUAUAUUGAAUAAAAGUUUAUUGUAGUAUUAUUGUAGAUGUUGACUGAUUAAUAACAAGAAGCAGAAAUCCCAAGGAUAUUUUUAUAAGUAAUUUAGAAACAGUAUCUCUGGUACUUAUUUUGUCCCUUAGUAAAUUUACAAACUAAAUU
Messenger RNA from Toxotes jaculatrix (banded archerfish), 2812 nucleotides. RefSeq names its product N-terminal asparagine amidase (gene ntan1). Gene Ontology annotation, cellular component: nucleus. NCBI's taxonomy places the organism in Eukaryota, Metazoa, Chordata, Actinopteri, Toxotidae. Bases 174 to 1091 code for a protein of 305 amino acids. Gene Ontology annotation, molecular function: protein-N-terminal asparagine amidohydrolase activity. The transcript has 10 exons. The record is from RefSeq and is a predicted model, not a curated record. Gene Ontology annotation, biological process: ubiquitin-dependent protein catabolic process.